Myxocyprinus asiaticus (Chinese sucker) is the source of this 2656-nucleotide messenger RNA. RefSeq names its product DEF6 guanine nucleotide exchange factor c (gene def6c). Gene Ontology annotation, cellular component: cytoplasm; nucleus. Bases 127 to 2013 code for a protein of 628 amino acids. The record is from RefSeq and is a predicted model, not a curated record. NCBI's taxonomy places the organism in Eukaryota, Metazoa, Chordata, Actinopteri, Cypriniformes, Catostomidae. The transcript has 13 exons.
CAGCUAGCAGGCGUCUCACUACUAGGUUUCGAGACAGCCUCUCUCUCUCUCUCUCAGUUCCGCAAUGUGAAGCAGUAUCAGCAAUAUCUUCUCAGAAAGUGAGCGCGAUAUUUCAUUAUUGGCGUUAUGGAUCUGCAAAGCGAGCUGCUGAAGUCCAUCUGGUACGCGUUCACCUCUCUGGAUGUAGAGCAGAGCGGGAAAGUGUCCAAGUCGCAACUGAAGGUUCUGUCACACAAUCUCUACACAGCGCUCAAUAUUCCUCAUGAUCCUGUGGCAUUAGAGGAGCACUUUAAGGACAAUGAUAACGGGCCAGUGUCCAACCAGGGCUACAUGCCCUAUCUCAACAAAUAUAUCCUGGCAAAGGCCAUUGAGGGGACUUUCAAUAAAGAAACCUUUGAUGAGCUGUGCUGGACAAUGACAUCAAAGAAGAACUGCAAGCCCAGCAUUUACCAGGGCCUUUGUUCACAGAGAGACUGUUUCAAACUCUUCUGCCUCUUCAACCUGCUCUCUGAGGACCGUUACCCAUUAGUCAUCAUUCAACCGGAGUUGGAGUACCUGCUGAAGAAAAUCUCCAGUGCAAUGAGCCAGGAGUGGGACGGGACAUUACUGGAGGAGCUUCUGUCCCAGCAGGCUGCUCCUCAGGAGGGCAUGUCUGUAUGGGAGCUCCUGGAGCAUCUGAGUGCAGGCCGGCUUUUGCAUGUAGAGAGUAAAGAGGCCUUCAGUCUCGCUUUGGAUGAUGUUUUCAUGGAGAUGUAUCACAACAUCAUCAAAAAGGGUUACCUGUUAAAGAAAGGCCAUGUUCGCAGGAACUGGCAGGAGCGCUGGUUUGUUUUGAAACCCAGUAACCUGUCGUACUAUGUCAGUGAAGACUUGAAGGAAAAGAAAGGAGAGAUCCUGCUUGAAGAGAACAGUGUGGUGGAGAAUCUCCCAGACAGGGAAGGGCGGCGCUGCCUGUUCUGUGUGAAGACUCUCGUCAGGACCUGUGAGAUGAGUGCAUCAGACAUGAAGCAGAGAGUAGACUGGGUGCAGGCUAUACAGACGACUUUCAGACUAAAAGCAGAAGGGAAGAGCUCUCUACAUCAAGAGCUGAAACUGAGCAGACGCAAGCAGAGAGAGACCCUUCAAAGAAGCCAGUGCAGCCACAAUGAACCCAUUUCAGAUGAAAAGCCACCCUCUGUUGUGGAACAGCAGGGGGAGACAGAGAGCAUGGAGCAACACAUCGAGAGCAUCCUUCAUAAACAGAAAGAGGUGGAGGAAAAAUGUAAAGAGGAAGAGAAAAAAGAGCGAGAGAAACAGCAAGCAGUACAGAAAGAUCUGGAGAGACAGCUUGAAGAAGCUAAUGCGGCCAAGGAGAGAAUGGCAGCUACAUUGACUGAGAUGGAGAAGGAAGUACAGCAGCAUAAGAAGAGAAUCCAUGAAUUAGAGCUCAUGCAACAAAAACUGGAGGAAGCACUAAACAUUCAAAUUCAUGCCCGUUUAGAGGAAGACAGAGUUCGCCAAGAGCUGGAGGGGCAACUUGCAGAGGAGCAGAAGAAAUUUGCUGAGCUUCUACUCCUUCAAAGUCAGCUGGAAACACCAGCUGUGAGGAGUCAGGACAAUGUGCCACUCCAUGGCCCUAUUUCCACCGCAACAUCACCCAACAAUGAGCAACCAGAGCAGAGCAGUCAACACAAUACAGAGGAGACACCUACUCAACUACAUGACUUCGCUCGCCCUGCAACACCACCCAACAUCCAGCAACCAGAGCAGAUCAGUCAACACAAUACAGAGAGAGAGUUGGGGAAUCAGUCUAAUGCCACUCUGAUGCUGAAACAAUGGAAAAUACAGCUUAAUCGCUUAAUGAAGCCUAUCACACCAGGAGAUAAAAUCGAGCAUCUGCCUGUGAAGCCUAGUUGCCCGAGACAGGGCCAGGCUCUUACCAGCACAGAGUUCAUUACCAAGGUUCAAACAGGCAUUGUGCAAGAAAAGGGAAAAGUUUGCAACCCAUCACCACUUCAAGAAGAGGAAGAAUAGGGUUACUAUAGCUGGCCAGAGCCAUUGCAGUGUACCUGUUUUGUACAUCCCCAUAUUUUAUAUGUACAUAGUGGUUAGCAAGAUAAAUGACUCUAUAGUAUAUAAUAUGUAAUAUGCAUACUGUGAACAGUAAAAAUUGAUUUAGGAGGCAUUUUGCUGUUUGAUGGCAGCAGGCUAAAAGAUCCCCAGUAAAGUGUUUAACUUUUUAAAUGCUCUAAAUAAUAGACUUCUUUCAUAAUUUUUGUUACGUGUGUAAUUCUUUGUGUGGCCAAUAGAGGGGGCCUUUGUUCUGGGCUGCAGUUUCACAUUUCUUGGGUCCAAAACCAACCGCACAUAUCAACUUGUUUUUUUUAUUUUUAUUUAUUUAUUUUUUUUAUAUCACUUUCCUGCCCCCUUUCCCUAUAGAUCACAGUAGCUGUUGGAAGUUCAAAACCCUGGCGAGCUCUAAAAGACGGCAUUUUGAGAGUGUCCUUCUGAGAAUCUGAUCAACAUAAUCUUUGUUUCUCUGAUAAAGCUCUGUUUAUCUUGCAUUGACCAACUCAAACAUCUUCAGAAACAGGGAUGCCCCUUUAUAGUGCUAAACAGUGAAAAAUAAUCAUACAAUUUAUUUUUAGAUCUGCGGAGACCAGUAAGAAAGCGCCAU